This is a messenger RNA of Cuscuta campestris, 4139 nucleotides long. NCBI's taxonomy places the organism in Eukaryota, Viridiplantae, Streptophyta, Magnoliopsida, Solanales, Convolvulaceae. The record is from the annotation of a GenBank genome assembly.
GAGACCCAAAAGGGGGGAAGGGAAGAAAAAUCAAGCUAAUAAGACAUACCCAAUUCUCGAAUUCUCGUUCUUAAUUUUGUUCUUACGAUCCGCUCUGUGAAUCGGAUCAUUUGGUGGAUUUAUUGUCCAUCAAAUUGGUGCUUUCAUUGAGAGCUCGAGAAUCAUACUCAGAGGGAAUCCUCCAUAGAGACGAUGGUGCAAACGCGCCGUAACGCCAAUGUAGGUACCGGAGUUCCCCAACAGGGGGAGAACAGCACCACUGGAGGUCGGAACCCUCCCAUCACCACAGGGGAGGCUGAGGCCCUCAUUCAGAGGGUUGGAAUCACGGCCGAACAAUUCAAAGAGGUGCUGGCCGCACUUGCGCCCAACCGCGAGGUUGUGGUAGAAGAUGUGGCUGGGGGACCCACAGGCGGGAAGGCUGGACCUACAGGCUCCCAAGGAAAAAAGAAAAACGUAAGGCGGUCCCAGAAGAAGAAGGCGACCAAGCCUAAUGGGAAGGCUGUGAUGGCUGAUGCGCUUUCCAGACUGGAAGAAGAGGAUGACUCGUCCUCCUUCGAGCGGAUGUCUGCCUUUGACCGUUUGGGAGACCCCAAGUCAAAGAAGCCUCGGACCUCUGCGUUCGAACGGCUGCAGGACACUCGGUCGGCCCGAAAAGGCGACCUGAGAGACACACUCAAGGAGAAGAGAGGGGAGUCCACAACGACCUCCAAGGUCGGUUCUGAGGAGCGACGGACGACCGUCGGGGAUAAGGGCGCAGCUGAGCUGUGGAAAAUGUACGAGCAGCUGGAGAAGCGGCUGGACGCCCAAAACCCCUAUCGCCAGGCGGUCUUCAGUGAGGCCCUGAUCGCCAUGCUCCAAGCUGCACUCCCCCAAGGGGAUGUGCGCAAAGAGCUGCGGCGGAAUCCUCUCUCAACCUAUCAAGAGAUGUUGGCCCGGGCGAAGUACUUGGCAUUGGAAGAAGAAGAUGAUGAGCCACCAGUCCGGAAGGAGAAGAAAAGUGGGCCACCGGUGGCAGAAGGGAAGAAGAGGAAGGACUAUGGUAAGGGGCCAAACCCCACCGGGUAUCAUGUGAACAGGCAUCCUGUUCAUGCGGUAAAAUCGUUGCCUGCUCCUCCUCACAGUCGGGAAAGCUAUGGUGUGCAGGAUGCACCCAAAUACUGUGAGUACCACCGUAACAGCACCCACAAUACGUCGGAGUGCGUCACGUUGAAGAAGGAGAUGGAUCAGCUGAUUGCUAGAGGGCCGCCUCCUCGGACGGAACGACCAUCCUCAGGUAACCGGACCUGGAGGAGGCCUCCAGCCCCCACAGCAGCGAUCACAGCAGGAGAGGGGCAAGAAGAUGGACGGCGGCACCUAGGACGAGAUUGUGACGAUCUAGAUGAAGAGGAAAGGCAAGGUCGCCGACACCUGGGGUGUCGGUUCAUUAUGGGAGGAAACACGGGAGGAGAUUCGGUAUCCUCCCGGAAGAGGUGGAAGAACAUGGUGUACCUGGCUGAGGUGCAAAGGCCGCCGCUGCCUAAUCGGAAGAAGAAGGAACCUCUAAUCUUCACAGAUGAGGAUUAUCCCCCAGUCCUCAGCCCCCACAGGGACGCUCUGGUGAUAAAGGUAGAGAUCAAUAAUGUGGUCGUCCACCGCACUUUGGUCGAUACGGGCAGCUCGGUCAACGUAAUGUACAGCAACACCUUUAAGGAGUUGGGGUUGUCCCGAGGUGCCCUGAAACCAAUCCAUACGCCGCUAUCGGGGUUUACAGGGGAUACGAUCGAAGCUGAAGGCACUAUCACGGUGAAGGCCGGGGUAGGAGAUGGCACCCACCGACUCUGGGUCGACAUGGAAUUUAUGGUAGUGCAGCUCGACUGUGCACACCAUUUGAUCCUGGGGCGACCAGGGUUGGAGGAUCUGGAGUGCGUAAUCUCCCCCGUCCACCUAUGCUUAAAGUUCAAUACUCCUACGGGAGUGGGGAUAGCAAGGGGAAACCAAAGCCUGUCACGUUCGUGUUACGUCAAGGCGACCAAGAGCCAAGCCCGGGUCGACGAGAAUGUGAGUACGAUCUGCGCCGCAAUCCAGAAGGAGGAGGGGCGACCACGAGCUGAGCCGGUGGAGGAGGUCGAAGAAGUUUCCUUGGACCCGGCCGAACCACAGCGGAAGGUGAAGGUAGGUAGAACCUUACCGCUUGAAUUAAAGGAGCAAUUAUUAGAGGUCCUCCGAGCAUUCAAAGUUCUAUUCGCUCGGGGACCAGAGGAUAUGCCAGGGGUCGACCCAAAAAUCAUCUGCCAUAGAUUGGCAGUGGAUCCGACCCACAGGCCGGUCAAACAAAAGAAGCGUUUCCUUUCCUUCGAACGGAGGGAGUUCAUCACCAAGCAAGUGACGACCCUAGAAUCCAUCGGGCACAUCCGGGAGCCUGAAUACGAGGCACUACUUUGCGGCUUGAGGUUGGCAGCCUCAUUAAAAGCCGAGCGGAUCCAAGUCCGGUGUGAUUCCAAGCUAGUGGUAGGCCACGUCACUGGAGAGUUCGAGGCCAAGGAUGAACGAAUGAAGAAGUAUAGAGACACUGCCCUGGAGUUGCUUAAAGCAUUUGGGGCGUACCGGAUAGAGCAGGUCCCUCGGGAAGAGAACGCUGAGGCAGAUAUCUUGUCGAAGCUUGAGGAGCCGGAUUGGAUUGAUGAGAUUACCAUGUACAUCCUUGACGGGUCGCUACCUGCCGACCCAAUUGCGGCAAAGGUGGUGAAGCGACGUGCACCCAGCUACACGCUGGAGUGCGGUCGUCUGUACAAGCGAUCGUAUAAUGGUACAUUGUUGAGGUGCUUAAGAGCGGGCGAGGCUCAAAAGUUAAUGGAGGAAAUCCAUGAGGGAAUAUGCUCAGCGCAUCAGGGAGCCUUCACAAUGUCCAGGAAGAUAACCCUACAAGGAUACUUUUGGCCAACAAUUAUCAGAGAUUGCGCAGAGUACGUGCGCAAAUGCAAGGUUUGCCAGGAAUUCCAGAGGGUACCGGGGCGACCGGCGACAAAUUAUACCCCGAUCAGUACGGCAAUUCCCUUUGCCCGGUGGGGCAUCGAUCUGGUGGGCAUUUUGCCUCGAGGGACAGGGAACAACACAUACCUGGUGGUCGCGAUCGACUACUUCACCAAGUGGGUCGAGGCCGCCCCCGUGCCAACCAUCACUGCAGAGCAGAUGACGAAGUUCGUUUCCAAGCAAAUCUUGUGCCGAUUUGGGGUGCCUCAGCAGAUCAUCACUGACAACGGAACCCAAUUCGAGGCCGGAGGGUUCAAUGAGUUUCUACAGAGCUGGAGCAUAAAACACAGCUAUGCAGCGGUCGGGUACCCUCAAACCAAUGGACAGGUCGAGAACACCAAUCGCACCAUCGUGGACGGUCUCAAGAAGAAAAUAAUGGAAUGCAAAAGUGCCUGGGUGGAGGAAUUGCCCUACAUUUUGUGGACCUACAGAACCACCCCAAGGAAGGCCACAGGUGAAACCCCUUUCUCGCUCACAUAUGGAUUUGAAGCAAGGGCUCCAGCGGAGACCUCGUUGUUAAGUUAUAGAGUAGAGACGUUUGAUGCUCAAGAAAAUGAAGAGAACUUGAGGGCAGAGCUGCACCUCAUUGAUGAGCGAAGGGAAAGGGCAUACAUGCGAGCAGAAAAUUACCGCCGACAGGUCAAGUCAUAUCAUGACCAGCGGGUGCGACCAAGGAAGUUCAAGAUGGGCGACUGGGUCCUUCGGAAAAGGGAAGUCAGUCGGCCGACCGAUGGAGGGAAGUUUGCUAAAAGCUUCGAAGGGCCAUAUAUCAUAAAGGAGGUGUUGGCUGAUGGGACAUUUAGAUUGCAGACUCCAGCCGGUGGCGACGUUCCGCGGCGCCGAACCCUGACAAGCGACCGAGGUGGAGGGCUGUUAGGCGACGCGACUAAUCAGAGGACGACGCCGUGGCAAGAAAGCCCGAGAAAACGGCUAAGUCUGGAACAAAAGAUCUACCGAUCGCAGGAGCGACCAGGGGUCAAUGGCGACGCCAUAAGGGUAAAGUAACCCGGAAGUGGCUAAGUCAAAAUAGGCGGGGUAUUCUCUGAUCAGGGUCUGAGGGAACCUGAACGCUUAAAAUGAGAUGCGGAAGAGAAGAAGAUAGAACUUGUAAGUAAACAGGUGACAUCAAA